Messenger RNA from Coccidioides immitis RS, 387 nucleotides. RefSeq lists its product as uncharacterized. The coding region runs from base 1 to 387 and encodes 128 amino acids. The record is from RefSeq and is a predicted model, not a curated record. Lineage: Eukaryota; Fungi; Ascomycota; Eurotiomycetes; Onygenales; Onygenaceae. The transcript has 3 exons.
AUGGCCACCAACGUUGAGCCAAACACAGACGCCUACGAGGUCCAAUCUCAGGUCGGAUCCGAGCAUGAACAGGCAUACCCGUAUAACACCAACCAGCAGCUCACGCAGCAAAAUGGUACCCUCCGGAAAUCACGCAUCAGAGACCGCCCAGAAUCCAGAGCUUCCGAAAGCAGCAGCUUGAAGAUCAAGAUCGAACUAGAUAUUGAAGCUGAGGUUGACCUGUAUGCUCGAGUGAAGGGCGAUAUGAAUAUAAAAGUAGGGUAUUCCCCAUUGUUAUUUGCACAGAAACAAAACAUCUACCAACCUAUCUUUGAAAUAAGAGCGCGGGAGGGUCUUAGGAUGGCUGGACUGCGAUUAGGCCUCUUCCUUGCAACAUAUGACGAUUGA